Molecule: messenger RNA, 1272 nt
Organism: Ostreobium quekettii
Lineage: Eukaryota; Viridiplantae; Chlorophyta; Ulvophyceae; Bryopsidales; Ostreobiaceae
Source: the annotation of a GenBank genome assembly
AUGACACACAGGCGUCAAAUUGCGGUGGCAACAAAUCGAUCCUAUUGUGUCGCGGUCGAUGAUGUUGUGGUCCUGUGCCCCUUACAGAUCCUGGAGUCCAACGCCACACCAGUCAACCUUGACAAUCGUGAUGCGCUGAUUCGCGCAGCAAGCACGUCGCUCAGCAGCAAGGUUGUGUCACAGUAUUCAGCUCUGCUGUCGCCCAUGGCCGUGGACUGUGUGCUGAAGAUAACAGACCCAGACAGGCCACAAUUCAUCGAUCUGAACGACAUCAAAUUGUUUGCCAAGCUUGGGGGCACUCUUGAAGACACCAAGACGAUCGAUGGGAUGGUGUUUGACCAGAAGGCCUCAAGGUCAGCAAGUGGCCCUGCACGUGUGCAGAAUGCCAAAAUCGCACUUAUACAAUUCUGCAUCUCACCCCCAAAGACAGAUUUAGAGAGUAAUGUCAUAAUCAGCGACUACCAGCAGAUGGAUAGGAUCCUCAAAGAGGAAAGAAACUACAUUCUCCAGAUGGUGAAGAAGAUCAAGGCUGCUGGUGUGAAUGUUCUGCUCAUUCAGAAGUCGAUCCUUCGAGAUGCCACAACAGAUCUGUCACUGCACUACUUGGCCAAGGCGAAGAUCAUGGUUGUGAAGGACAUUGAGCGUUCAGAUAUUGAAUUCAUCAGCAAGACCCUGGGUUGCCUGCCCAUUUCCCAUAUUGACCACAUAAGACCAGAGAAAUUGGGGGCUGCAGAACUUGUGGAAGAAUUGGAGGUUGGAAAGGAAAGGGUUGUUCAAGUGACAGGCAUAGAAAAUAUGGGACGUACAGCCACAGUCCUUCUGCGCGCAUCAAACAAGCUUAUGCUCGAGGAAGCUGAGAGAUCCAUGCACGAUGCAUUGUGCGUCGUCCGGUGCCUUGUGCAAAAGGGAUUCCUGAUUCCAGGUGGUGCAGCGCCAGAAGUGGAGGUGACCCACCAGCUGACCGCGUGGUCCAAGACUCUUGAGGGGAUGGAGCAGUACUGUGUCAAGGGUUUUGCAGAAGCCCUGGACAUCAUCCCAUACACACUGGCAGAGAACGCUGGCCUCAACCCCAUGGAAAUAAUGUCAGAGCUUCGAACCUUGCAUGCCCAGGGGAAGGAUCAGCAUGGUAUUAAUGUAAAGAAGGGUUCCAUCUCCAAUAUGUGGGAGGAAAAUGUUGUGCAACCCUUGCUAGUGAGCACCAGCGCGAUCACCCUGGCCUGUGAAUGUGUUAGGAUGAUCCUCAAGAUCGAUGACAUUGUGAUUGCCCGAUGA